This is a messenger RNA of Cuscuta campestris, 1594 nucleotides long. The record is from the annotation of a GenBank genome assembly. NCBI's taxonomy places the organism in Eukaryota, Viridiplantae, Streptophyta, Magnoliopsida, Solanales, Convolvulaceae.
GUCAAAUGUGAUCCCAACAUUGCGUGUUGUGUCCCAUUUGCUGUUAACGAUGGUACAAGAUGGUUUGAUAGAUCAAAUAUUGUGACCUAAACAGGUUGGUGGUUUGCGUUAUAUUUUAAACAGGUUGGUGGUUUGCAACAUGUCCUGUGAGGUUGAAGCGGCAAUGUAAGAAGGUGUGCAGAUCAAGUGGAUAAUUGUUGAAGGAGUGGUCACGAGAUUGUGUGGCCUGGGACUGAAGGGAUGUUUGUUGAGGUGCAAACCCCAUCUCAAUGCGUUACUAUGAGACCUCUUGGAAGUACUUCUCAGUUCAACUGUCUGGAACGCACGUUAAUCUUCCUGCAGAAGGCUAUUCUGCAUACCAGCAAACGCAUUAAAUACGAGUACUUCCCACCGCCGACAAUCAUACAAUACAAAUGCCGGAGCACCGACGUCAGACGUUACCAAGUGACAAAGCUGAAAGAAAUCAGUGGCGGAAAAAAGAUGAAGCCAACUGUGGAGAUCAACAAGUUGAGGUUCACCUACCCCGGAAUCGACGGUCAUCCGCCGCCUGGAUCAACUCCGCUAAUCGACGAUUUCUCCCUGACCCUCUUUCCCGGCGACCGCCAUCUUCUCGUCGGAUCUAAUGGCGCAGGGAAGACGACAAUUCUCAAGAUAUUGGGAGGGAAGCAUAUGGUGGAUCCAGAUAUGGUUAGAGUUUUAGGACGAUCAGCAUUUCAUGACACUGCUUUGACGUCUUCCGGCGACCUUUGUUAUCUUGGGGGAGAGUGGAGGAGAGAAGUUGCUUUUGCUGGGUUUGAGGUGCCUAUUCAAAUGGACGUCUCCGCUGAGAAAAUGAUUUAUGGGGUUAAGGGUGUUAACCCCCAAAGGCGAGAUGAGUUAAUUAAGGCAUUAGGUGUUGAUUUGUCAUGGAGGCUACACAAAGCAUCCGAUGGUCAAAGGAGGAGGGUUCAAAUCUGUAUGGGUCUUUUGAAACCAUUUACGGUGCUCCUCCUUGAUGAGAUCACAGUUGACCUAGAUGUGCUUGCAAGGGCUGACCUGUUAAGUUUCCUGAAGAAAGAAUGUGAAGAACGAGGCGCUACAAUUAUUUAUGCCACACAUAUCUUUGAUGGGCUUGAGGAUUGGCCUUCUCAUAUUGUUUAUGUAGCUCAUGGAAAGUUGCAAUUUGUUACCCCAAUGAGCAAGGUUAAGGAAACCAGCAACAUGUCACUAAUGCGAACAGUAGAAAGUUGGCUGAGGAAAGAAAGGGACGAGGAAAGGAAGCGAAGGAAGGAGAGGAAGGAAAAAGGGCUCUCUCCUUACGAAAAACAAAUCGAAGGGACUCGUGUGGUAGGGGGAGACCCUGUUCGCGUACUAAACAACGGUUGGGCUGGUGGAAGGCUACAUUCUACCCUUGCUGGUGAGGACAAUUUUGUCUAUAGCUCAAAUAGGGUUCUAAGGUAAUAGCCUUGCUGGUGAGUUUGGUUCCUUGUCAUUCUGUUUGUUUCCCAAGCCCCCCUUCUGUACUACGAAGUAAUAACGUUUGUAUAUUGCAAACUGUUUUUUUUAAUGUGAAUAAUAUUUUUUAAUCAACUAUUCAUAAAGUAUUACCAUUAUC